AGGUUUGUCUCACAAUUCUGUUGCAGUGAGAGCUGAAGGCAGGAGAAGGGUUAAAUGACUUUGUUUUGAUUUGAUGCAUUGUGUUCUGACCCCACCCCUGGGCUCUGUGGCACCAUUGGGGUUCUGGGGUGUUAUAAAAAGGCCUUUGAGCCCCCUCUGCUCUGAUAUAGAGGCUGAAUGUCUGCAGGACAUGCUUGACGUUUGUUUAUUCAUGUUCCUUGACUGAAAACCAGCGUGGCUGACAUAUAGAUGCACAGAGACCGGCGUUCUGCUCCACUCAGGAGCUUUCUAUGACAGAGUUUUAGAUUUGUUGAGCAGCUUUCAUGUUUUUACAUUAGUUUAUGUUAUUUGCUUUGUAGAAAAAGUCAUUUUAGUGGGGAAAGAUCUCCUCCUUCUAGUUGGUACCUUCUUUUUUUCUGUCCAUUUUUUAUCCCUCCACUGUGUAAAAGUUGACCUCGUGCCACAAUGUGGGAGUUCAGGUCAAUGUCCUUCUGGCGGGCAGUGUUUGCGGAGUUCUACGGCACCAUGUUCUUUGUAUUCUUUGGGCUGGGGGCAGCUCUCCGCUGGACCACAGGGCCCCAUAACGUUCUUCAUGUCGCCUUUUGCUUUGGGCUGGCUGCCGCCACCUUCAUCCAGUCCAUCGGUCACAUCAGCGGCGGACACAUCAACCCGGCGGUGACCUUUGCCUAUCUGAUCGGAUCGCAGAUGUCCCUCUUCCGUGCUUUCUUCUACAUUGUGGCCCAGUGUCUGGGUGCACUGGCUGGUGCUGCCGUGCUGUACGGGGUCACGCCGAACAACAUGAGGGGGAACCUGGCGCUGAACACACUGCAGCCAGGUGUCAGCCUGGGUAUGGCCACAACGAUAGAGAUUUUUCUGACCCUCCAGCUGGUCGUCUGCAUCUUCGCUGUAACAGAUGAGAGGCGCAACGGGCGCCUCGGAUCAGCAGCUCUGGCAAUUGGCUUCUCUGUACUUAUAGGGCAUCUUCUUGGGAUGUACUACACUGGAGCUGGAAUGAACCCGGCCAGGUCUUUCGCCCCUGCCGUUCUGAUCAGGAAUUUUGUCAACCACUGGGUGUACUGGGUGGGACCGAUGAUUGGUGGUGCUAUGGGGGCCCUGCUGUAUGACUUUUUGCUGUUCCCACGUAUGCGUGGGCUCGCUGAGAGGCUCGCCACACUGAAGGGUACCCGACCCCCAGAGCCCGAGGGCCAGCAGGAGACCAGAGGAGAACCCAUUGAGCUCAAAACCCAGGCUCUAUAAGCCCACAGGAGGUUUUCUGACCCCCCAUUCUGCACCCAUCAUCUCCCAUCCUGCACCCUCAGUUCUUCACCCAUCCUCACAGUUUUCACACACCCCCUCCUCACACUAACACAGAUCUCCAGCAUCUUAACUCCUCUACUUUUAUCUGGACCUGCAGUAAUGGGAUGCCCACAGCCCUAGACCAUCUUUCUUUAAGCUCCUCUUUACCCAACCAGGAAAUGGAGGAUGAAAUCGGAGGGUUAGAAGAAACUUGCCACUGAGGGAUGCAUGCUGGGAACUGUGACGGGGGAGUCAAUCACUGACCAGGUGGCUAGAACUGUACAGGACAGGGGCCAAUACUCCUAUCGCUCCUUCCCUUUAUCUUUCUCUUUAUGUUUUUUUUCUUUCCAUUUUGUAGUCUGCUAGGAGUGAAGCUACAUUAGAGCAGUGGACUUCUGCAUGCUUUUCCAUUUUGAUCCCGUGUGAUCUCUCCAACUUUCUUUGUGUUCCAUGACCUCUGGGUACAUUUCGUGUGUCGGUUUUGUAUUUGACAGGGAUUCAUUUAGCUUGUAUCUUUUUCUUUAGAUUUAAGUGAGCAUGCAUGCGUGUGUGAUGGAGAGUGAGAGCAGAUGAGUGUGCCUGCAUGUCUGCGCGGCUGGGCGACUGGAUGCUUUUUUUAAAAUUGAUUAUUUUUAAAUUUCAUCACCACAAUCUUUUGUUUUUACUUUUUGUUUUUAGUUAUUUUGCAAGCUUCUUUAGUAAACUAUUCUCAUGUGUUCUAAACUCACUGAACGUGUAAAAGCUCAAUGCAAAAAAGAAAAAAAAAACUGUUUUUAUGUUUGAAAUAAGCCCACUUUUGUUUCAAUGGGACAUAAUUAUACUGUCACAUACUAAUACCAGGUCAAGAUCCCUUCAUGCCAGUUUUGAACGCACUACUGCUUGGCUUCUUUCAGAGUGUAGUUUAGUUUUUCAAUGCAAAAAUGCAAGAUAGAGGUGACAAAAUGGAAAGGACAUCUCACCUCUGGACUUAGGGCUCUAAAUGACCACUUGUGCUAAAUUUGUCUCUUUUUCUGUUGCGAUCUUUACAUAAAUCAAAAGAAAUUUCCCUUCUCGUCUCUGUGUUCACAAUAUCUGUUCAGUAUGUCCUUCUUUUGUGCCCUCCAACUGAAAUCCUCCAGUAAAAGCUGCUUGCAGAUAUGUGAGUAAUCUCACAACCUGCUGUGCAUAAGUAAAAGGCUUCACAUUUAAAAGCCUAAAUAGGCAAAUUGCGUGAAAAAAUAGGGAUUCUAGUCUAGUAAGGCCUAAAUACUUAAAUAUUUAAAAUCAGAAACACACCAGAUCCCUUCUGAGCUUGGUCUUCCCUUGCCGUUGUUGAAAGUUGUAUUAUUGCUCCCAAACCUGUUCUAUGCUUCUUUAUAAGUGGGAAAUCUGUAGUUUUUAUUCAUAUUUUGAUAACUUUUCAAGUAUUUUUGUUAGAUUAUGAUUUUGAAUAAAUUCCAACUUUCAACGCUUUAGAGCAACAGGUUCAUGUACAGGUGUGUAAUAGCCGGUUUGCUUUUCUUUCUGCGUGCCUGACAUGGAAAAAAAGAGCAAAUUCUAAAAGGUGUUAAAAGAACAAAUGUUUCCUCGCUGGAUUGUGUUGUUUGACAUGACUGAAGAGUCUCUUUACUUCAACUCAAGGUUAAAAAUAAAAGAGUGCAAAAGUUGUGGUGGCUUCUUCCUGGCAUUAGCUAACAGCGGAUGCAGUUUCCUUUUUUGUUGUUGCCUUUUUUUGCUCAAAGAUGUUUUCAAAUGCAAAAAACAUUUCCUGCUUCAAAGCUGGAGGUCAGGGCUUGGUGGCUGAAUUCCUCAGAGUGUUUCACUGCGGGGGCUGGAUGGACGUCUUUCCCAUCAGUCGACAAAUCCGAAAUCCUUUAAGGACUUGCUGGCUUUAAGCCCCCUCUCUUCUCUUUCCUGACCCUUAGGCAGCCUUGUUGAGGGAACAUUUCCCAUCUUUUGGGACAACCCAAGUAAGGUAAACAAAAACAAAAAAA
Oryzias melastigma (Indian medaka) is the source of this 3269-nucleotide messenger RNA. It is a transcript of the gene mipa, whose product is annotated as major intrinsic protein of lens fiber a. The transcript has 4 exons. The coding region runs from base 466 to 1257 and encodes 263 amino acids. Gene Ontology annotation, molecular function: water channel activity. Gene Ontology annotation, cellular component: plasma membrane. Lineage: Eukaryota; Metazoa; Chordata; Actinopteri; Beloniformes; Adrianichthyidae. Gene Ontology annotation, biological process: transmembrane transport. The record is from RefSeq and is a predicted model, not a curated record.